This is a messenger RNA of Cicer arietinum (chickpea), 1677 nucleotides long. RefSeq lists its product as uncharacterized. The record is from RefSeq and is a predicted model, not a curated record. Gene Ontology annotation, cellular component: nucleus. Gene Ontology annotation, molecular function: ubiquitin-protein transferase activity; metal ion binding. NCBI's taxonomy places the organism in Eukaryota, Viridiplantae, Streptophyta, Magnoliopsida, Fabales, Fabaceae. Gene Ontology annotation, biological process: ubiquitin-dependent protein catabolic process; mitotic cell cycle checkpoint signaling; protein ubiquitination.
UUAGAUUCUCUUUCAUUCCAUCUCAUUCUACCGAUCCAAACACACCUUAAAAGUAUUUUGGGCAGUUCUACGCAAAGAUGGAUAAAAAAUACUCAGUUAUAUGAUAAAAAAAAAGAGAAACCCUUCAAUCGGUAGUUCGUAGAGAGAAAGAAGAGAGCUUUUGAUCAAUGGGGGAAAUGGGAGAAUGCUCUGCUUCAUCCAAACCCUCUGAUGAAAUCUGGGCCAAGCUUGUUCAAUCAGACUCAAGAUACUCAGAUGUUGAGAUAAGGUCCGAUGAAGGCGAAAUAUGUUCCGAGAUAUCAGCUACUUCUAGUGACAAACAUAGCUGGUGCAAAAUAGUUAGGAAUUCUGAUCUAUGUUCUGCCACAAUGGAAAAUAAGAGUUCAAAUGCAAUACUUGUUGAUGGGGCUGAGGUAGGCAAUGGUGACACUGUUGUUAUCAAGGAUGGAAGUGAAAUUGUCCCAGGCCCUGAUAGAGAAGGAUUUGUCAGCUACAGAUUCCAUAUCAUGUCUAGCCCAGAAGCCUGCCAGAGGCAGCUAAAGAUAUGUGUAGAUGUCGAGCAUGCAAAGUGUAGUAUUUGCUUAAACAUAUGGCAUGACGUUGUUACUGUUGCUCCAUGCCUUCAUAAUUUUUGCAAUGGUUGCUUCUCAGAGUGGUUACGGAGAUCACAGGAAAAACGUUCGACUGUACUUUGUCCUCAAUGUAGAGCAGUUGUUCAAUUUGUUGGAAAAAACCACUUUCUACGUACCAUUGCGGAGGAUAUGGUAAGAGCUGAUUCUUCCCUAAGACGCUCACCUGAUGAAGUUGCACUUUUAGAUACGUAUGCAUCAGUACGGUCAAACCUUGUCAUUGGAUCUGUGAAGAAGAGCCGAAAGAGGGCCAACACAACACUCGAUGAUCAAAGUGAUGGCACCAAUCAUCAUUGUCCACAGUGUGUGACUGUUGUUGGUGGGUUUCGAUGCAAUCACAACACUGUUCAUCUCCAAUGUCAAGCAUGUGGAGGAAUGAUGCCUUCCCGUAAUGGUUCCAGUGUUCCUCAAUAUUGCUCAGGAUGUGAUAGAUCAUUUUGUGGAGCAUACUGGAAUUCUCUUGGGGUAACUAGGAGUGGCUCUUUUCCUGUUUGUUCCUCGGAUACUUUAAGACCUAUAUCAGAACACACUAUCUCAAGAAUUCCUUUGUUAGCCCACGAAAAUAAUGUGCAUGAACAAAAUAUCACUGAAAGUUGCAUAAGACAAAUGGGGAGGACAUUGCCGGAUGUCAUAUCAGAGUGGAUAGCAAAGCUGAAUAACAAAGAAAUUGAUACAACACGAAUGAUGCUGAAUCAUGCAGAGAUGAUUACUGCUAGGACUUCUGUAUGCAGUGAUUGUUAUCAGAAGUUGGUUUCAUUUCUCUUGUACUGGUUUCGCAUUUCUAUUCCCAAACAUCUUCUCCCACCAGAAGCGUCAACAAGAGAAGAUUGCUGGUAUGGAUAUGCAUGUCGGACACAGCACCGUAGCGAAGAGCAUGCUCUUAAAAGGAAUCAUGUUUGCCGUCCAACCAGAGGUUCUCAAUUCUGAUGUAAAAAUAAAAAUUUCAGAUGUGUUUUCACUAGUCUUUUCUUUCUUCACAAAAACAAAAUAACUUUUGUUUGCUUGGAUUCAUAGCAGUUGGAAAAUGAAAAGUUCAAUAUCUUAAUAA